Messenger RNA from Aureobasidium musti, 2224 nucleotides. Lineage: Eukaryota; Fungi; Ascomycota; Dothideomycetes; Dothideales; Saccotheciaceae. The record is from the annotation of a GenBank genome assembly.
GACCCCUGCACGAGUAUCAGACUCUACCCACCGUCUUCGUAAUCACUCGCUGCCAGAAGAUAUCAUGCAGUUCAAGAACGCUGUUGCCGCGCUGGCUCUCGCCGGUGUUGGUGGUGUCGACGCCUUUUUCCGUCUCAACUGCGCUAAGGUUCAAGUUGGACGUAUUGAUCCUAUUGUCAAUCCAGGUGCCUUAGCAGCACAUUGUCACACCAUUGUUGGUGGUUCAAGUGAGUUUCUCUCAUCUAAUCUUCUGCGCAUGACUGACCACAUUCGCCAGNAUAUCGGUGUCAACGCAACUUUUGAUAGUCUGUUCAACUCGGAAUGUACUUCUUGCGAGGUUUCGGCGGACAAGUCUGCUUACUGGACACCAAACUUGUACUACCAGCAUACCAACGGCUCCUUUGAGGAGGUUCCUCACAGUGGAAGUGUCGUCUACUAUCUGGGUCGUACUCAGGCUGCCGACAACAUUAUCGCAUUCCCUAAAGGAUUCCAGAUGCUGUCUGGUAACAAAUCCCUGAGAGCUGCCAACCAAUCAGGCAUGACUUGGGGUAAUGCCUCGUACCCCAAUAGACCAAACUCUGAUGCUAUCAGUUUUGCAUGUCUCGCCGCGACAGGUCUUCCAGAGACGGGUGGCUUACCUGCUGAUCCUCGCGUUUGUAUCAGUGGUCUUCGCGCUCAAGUCCACUUCCAGACUUGCUGGAAUGGUAAGGACUUGUACAAAGCCGACAACAGCCAUGUUGCACAUCUGUCGCAGAUCGAUAACGGAGUCUGUCCUCCGACUCAUCCUUUCAUGUUCCCUCAUCUGUUCCUUGAGACCAACUACGCAGUCAAUCAAGUUUCCAACCUGAACGACGGCGGUCGCUUCGUCUUUUCUCAGGGUGAUACCACUGGAUAUGGCUUCCACGGUGAUUUCCAGAAUGCUUGGAACGAUACCGUGCUGAAGAGUGCCAUUAGCAACUGUCUGGUUGACGGUUUUGACGACUCUGGUACACUCGAUGACUGCCCUGUGCUCCACCCUUUCUGGAACCCGAACUUUUCUGACAACUGCCCCAUGCAGCCUCCUCAGGUCAGCGAGCGUGUUGAAGGUAUGCUCGACAAGCUUCCUGGUUGCGUUCGCGUCACUACCGGCCCUGGAGCCGCCACAGCCGCUGAUAUGGAGUGUCCCGCUGGUGCCCCUCAAGCCAGUAUUGCCAGGACUGUUGAUUCCACUCCAGCGCCCACAUUCACACCUACCGCUGGCACACUCUUCGGCAACAGAUACAACAAGAUUGUUGGCUGUGGCAAUGAUUCGUACGUCAACAAUGGCUUCAGAAGUCUGAACGCGGACUACACGACCUUCCCAGGCAUGACUGUCGAGUACUGUCAAACCUACUGCACCAAGCAUGGGUACCCCUACUCGGGCGUAGAGAACGGAGAUCAAUGUUAUUGCGAUCUUAUCAUCAAUCCAUCAACCAUCAUCAAGGAUCAGACAAACUUCAUGAGUGGCUGCAAUAUCGCGUGUCCCGGCAACCGCUCCGAGCUCUGCGGCGGAGCCUUCUACAUGAUGAUCUACAACAACACCGAUGCAAAGUUCAAGCGUACAACCAACUUGGCCAACUCAGUCAUCCAGAUUACUUACCCUGUGGAUCCCUUCAACUCCACAUACGUAGGUUGUGCAAGCGAAGGCACCAGUGGACGCGCACUCAACGGCAGCUCCAUAGUCAACGCAAACAUGACUCUCUCGCAAUGCGCCGGUCUCGCCGCCAGCAACAACGCCGCCUUCUACGGUCUUGAGAACAAUGACGAGUGUUACGUUGGUAACGGUCUAGCCGCUGGUGGCAAGCUUGUCGACACCACUACCGACUUCACACAGUCUGCAUGCUCCGGACGCUGCGCAGGCAAUUUCUCACAGAUCUGUGGCGGAAGAGGGCUGUUGAGUGUAUACAGCAACCCUUCGUACAAGCCCGUGCAGGUCGUGCCCAGCGUAGGCAAAUACCAGAGCAAAGGAUGUUUGAAGGAACCCACCAGUGGAGGCCGAGCCCUCACCGGAGCUAGUACUACCGAUCCUCUGAUGACGGUGGAGAAGUGUAUCAAGUUUUGCUUGGGCAAGCGCUACAAGUAUGCCGGUAUUUCUCAAGGCGCUGUUGCGACAAAGUGCGAUAAUCCAUCCCUCAUGGUGUGUCCUGGCAACAACCAGCAAUUCUGUGGCGCUGGCAGUUUGCUCAACCUCUACUACUCUUCGACA